Molecule: messenger RNA, 3045 nt
Organism: Electrophorus electricus (electric eel)
Lineage: Eukaryota; Metazoa; Chordata; Actinopteri; Gymnotiformes; Gymnotidae
Biological process (GO): multicellular organism development; cell communication; Notch signaling pathway
Cellular component (GO): membrane
Molecular function (GO): calcium ion binding
Source: RefSeq, a predicted model, not a curated record
CCACAGCAUUGUCCCUUUCUCGCCCUUUUUCAUACACCCGCGCACACACUCACACGCACUCAUGCCUCAGUCUCCACACACACUGUCACGCACUUCAUAAGCGGUCUGCCGAGCUGUUUGCAUGCUUCCAUUCCGGUCACAAGUUAACCGCACGGGGAGGCUUACGAACGAGUGAAAACAGCGGCGACCCGGGGUUAAGCGAGGGUGAAGAAGUCAGCGGCUCAGAGAGAGUGGGAGAGUGAAGAGGAUGAGAGUUCGAGUCAGUGAACCAGUAAGUCGGGCAUCCAAAGCACCUUAAGGGCGGCAGGUGGCAGAGGAGGUAGUGGGAACGGUUCCCCCCUCCCCCCGAGAACCCACCCAGGACUCCACACAAAGUGUGAGAGCGACCGGGGCGAGAAGUAGGCAGGUCGACCACUCCGAAGGUCUCAUCAUUUAUCUGCGGACGCUACCAGUGUAUCUUAUUUUAUUGCCACGCUGUCUCCAACACGAUGGCAAGAUUUUUUAAGUGAAGAAAACGUAACCAAUCUGGAUAACGGGGUCGAGGUUCUGUACGCGCAGUCCAAGUCCGCAAAUGCAUGCGGCGAAGAUGGUCAGUUACGGAGGGAGUACGGAAAGCGCUGACGUGAAGAGCGCGAGAAGUGCACGGGCUGCAGUCAGGGGUCUGAAACGGGGUCACCACUGGACCGUGCUCUUUCUUUUCUCAGUUGCUUUGCAGUCGCAGGUUGUGCGUGCCGUGGGGUCGUUUGAACUGCAGAUCCACCAGUGGCAAAACUCGCUGGGCAUUCUUCAGAGCGGCCAGUGCUGUGACCCCCAGGCCAGUAGGGGGCAGGACUGUCUGCUCGAUGAUCAGUGUGAAACCUUCUUCAGGGCCUGUCUGAAGGAGUACCAGGCCCGGGUGGCACCCACUGGCACCUGUACAUUUGGCAUAGGCAGCACACCAGUCCUGGGCGGGAACUCGCACACCGUGCGUCACCGUGCACACGAGGGGGGUGAGGGGGGACGGAUCAUCAUCCCAUUCGAUUAUGCUUGGCCGAAAUCCUUCUCCUUGGUGAUCGAGGUCCUUGACCAUGACAAUGAAACAUCACAGCCAGGCCAGGAGGAGUUGAUAGCGCGUGUGCUACUGUCAUCCAUGCUAAACCCUGGCGAGCAGUGGCAGACAUAUCGGUACCACGGGCAUCAGCUGAGUCUGGAGUACCGGCUGCGCUUCCGGUGCCAUGGCAACUACUAUGGGCCGUUGUGCAACCAGUUCUGCCGCGCACGCGAUGACUUCUUUGGCCAUUUCAACUGCGACGCGACUGGCAGCAAGGUGUGCAAGGAUGGCUGGGCGGGGCCAGAGUGUCGUCAGGCAAUAUGUAAGCAAGGAUGUAAUCUGGCCCAUGGUAUGUGCAGUCUUCCUGGAGAAUGCGAGUGUCAUUAUGGCUGGAAGGGGGAUCUCUGUGAUGAAUGUGAGACAUUUCCUGGUUGUGAUCAUGGCACCUGCACUGAACCCUGGAAAUGCGUGUGUGACACCAACUGGGGUGGCCUGCUCUGUGACAAAGACCUGAAUUACUGUGGAAAUCACCUGCCCUGUAAGAACGGUGGGACUUGUAUCAACACAGAACCAAAUGAGUACCAGUGCGUGUGCCAGGAGGGUUUCCUCGGCCGCAACUGUGACAUCGUGGAACACGCAUGUCUCUCUUCUCCUUGUGUGAAUGGAGCCACAUGUGUAGAGAACCAGAGCGGCUUCAGUUGUCUGUGUGCAGAUGGAUGGACCGGACUCACCUGUUCAGAUGCAAUGUUGCACUGUGACUCCAACCCGUGCGGGCGUGGGUCCACCUGCCGUGAGACCUCCCAGGGCUUCCAGUGCUUGUGCGCUCCAGGCUGGACCGGCAGGAGCUGCCAGAUCGAUAUGAACGAGUGUGAGACAGGCAUCUGUGUCCACGCUCACUCCUGUCGAAACCUGAUUGGUGGAUACCUCUGUGACUGCCUUCCUGAAUGGGACGGGCCCAACUGUGACAGAAGGAACGGUAGCUGCCAGGGCCCGUGUUUCAACGGAGGACGCUGUGAGGACUCGCAAUGCAUAUGUUUGCCGGGUUUCUCUGGUGAGCGUUGCCAGACAGCUGUGGGACCAUGUGACAGCACUCCCUGUCUGCAUGGAGGAGAGUGCUUGGCACAAAAGGGUGGUGUGUUCUGCAACUGUCCACGGGGAUACACUGGAACUUACUGUGAGGAGGUGGCAGAUCUGUGUAAUCCCAACCCCUGCCAGAAGGGGGUGCCAUGUCAGAGUACAGAAGGUGGCUACAUGUGUGCCUGCCCAGAAGGUUAUUUUGGAAAUGAAUGCAUGAGCCUGAAGGAAUUAUGCCAUGGGCUGCACUGCCAAGUGUCAGAGCCGAGUGGCAGGGAGUUCAGUCUGUACAUGGUGCUGUUAGGGGUGCUGGCGGUUCUGUUGGCGGGGGGGUUCUCGGCGUGCGCACUGCUCCUGUCACGCCAGAACCGGCGCCGACAGCGUCGCACCAAGCAGCCCACCACCGAAGCCGCCGGCAUCAACAACCAGCGGCACUUCUGCGCCUUCGUCCACAAUGUGGAGCGGGGCAGGGCGCCGCCGGCAACCGGACAGGCCAUGCCCACGCUCUGGUCCGAGGAGAUCGAGCUGACCCUCCCACCGUCGCCCGCCCUCAAGCCGGCACACACAGCCAAGCUGGACAUCUGCAACCGCGAGCGAGAGAAGCUGAAUCGCUUUCACUAUGCUGCCGACGGCCAGGAGCUGGAGGUGUGACCUCUCCAGAAGGAGCGCCCGCCUUCAGGAAGGACUCAGGGCCCUACGAAGAAGUGUCCCCUCCACUGACCUCUCUCAAGCAGCGUCCCGCUGAACCUCGAACUGGGACUUGAAAAGGUCAAAGCGGGUGAAGGUUCCGCUGCGAGGUUCCUGGAGGUGGCCGUGCUCCAGAAGAGCAGCGGACCUCGCCGUUGUCGGCUCACACCAGCACCAAGGGUCAAACAAUCGUCAAUCAGAAGGUCAACGAAGACGGGGAGGAUUUCUUUGUUUGUCGUUACUGUAAUUUUGGA